AUGGUCGCAAUUAACGAAAUCCUCAAAAAAAGCAUAAUUGAUAGUAUAAAGUCUGUUCAACCAGCUGGUAGCUGGAAAGUGGUGGUUGUUGAUAAACCAUCCUUAAAGAUUAUAGAAUCAGUAUGUAAAACCAAUGACAUUCUUGAGGAAAAAGUUACUUCGGUAGAAAAUAUCGAGAAAAAACGUCAACCAUUUCCUCAACUUGAGGCUGUUUAUAUAUUAUCACCAACAUAUGAAUCGAUCAGUACGGUGAUCGAGGAUUUUGACAAACCCACUCCAACAUAUGCUGCUGCAAACCUAUUUUUUAUAUCAGCACUUGAUGACAAGUAUUUUCAGAAGUUAAAAUCAUCUCCAGCAUCAAAAUAUAUUAGAAAAUUCAUUGAAUUAUUUAUCGAUUUUCAAGAAUGUAUGAGUUUAUUUGAAAAAGAAAAACUUGAAGAUGUUUCAUCAAUUGAACAAGAUUGUGCUACAGGGUUUUCACAUGAAGGAUUACAUCCAAAAACAUUAAUUGAAGAUAUGGCACCACUAUUAGAUAGUCCAGUUAUCAGUUCUAUUAAUAAAGUUAGGAUUCUUAUGCUUUAUAUGAUGUAUAAGAAUGGUGUAUUAGAAGAAGAUAGAAUAAAAUUAUUAGCAUAUGCAAGGAUAUCUUUGGAAGAAAAUGAAGCCAUCAAUAACCUUGUAUUCUUUGGUGUGAAAUUACUCAGGCCUCCAGUUGGAAAAAUUCCUAAAAAAAUUAAAAAAUAUCGUCAAAAACCAGGAGAUGAUGUUCGAUAUCAAAUUUCUCGCUAUGUUCCAAAACUUAAACUUGUUUUAGAGAGUCACAUUAACAAUACAUUAGAUACUAAUUCAUAUCCAUACACGAGAGAUCCCGGAGUUGCUGACAGAUCUAAAGGACAACAACAAGCUCCAGUUUCUUUAAGAAG
Molecule: messenger RNA, 923 nt
Organism: Entrophospora sp. SA101
Lineage: Eukaryota; Fungi; Glomeromycota; Glomeromycetes; Entrophosporales; Entrophosporaceae
Source: the annotation of a GenBank genome assembly